AUGUCAUAUUUGAUUUUUUCAAUAAAAUCAUAAUAUUUGCUGAUUAUUAGACAAAAUAACAAUUUCUAGUAAAUAUUAAUCCAAAAUAAUAAUAUUAUAUACACUUUUGGAAACUUAAUUACUUCUAUAAAUAUAAAUACAAGAUAAAAUAACCAAUUAAAACUAGAUAACACAAAUAUUACUUAUAUGGUGAAGUUAAGUUCUAAUUAAACUAAAUAAUUAGAUGAUAUUUAUGAAAAUAUUAACUAAUCAAAUUAUAAUGAUAAUACAAAUGAAAGCUUAAUUUUUAUAGUAAAAAAUGAAGAAUAAACUAUAUAUAUAAUUGAUGCUUCUUAACUUAUUGUGAUUAAUUUUGCUAAACUAGAUUACUAAAUUAUUAAUGUUGUUGUUGAUUGGAAAAGGAGAAUUAUUUUCUGUGUUUCAAAUAUAUCAUUUACUUUUAUUUAUGAUUUUGGUUUAAAAUUACUAUCUUAGAUUAAGAACCCUUGCCUUGUAAGUGCUAGAAUAUUUUUCGAUGAUCAAUUAAUUAUCUCAGUUUGUCCUAAUUCAGUUUAUUUUUAUAAUUCGCUCACUUUAGUUAAAUAAGAAUACCAGAUUAAUACAGGGUUUACUAGUAUUGAAUAUAUUAAAUCGUUUAACUCAUAAAAUACAUUUAUCUUAUUAGAAUAAUACUCAAUUUACAUUGUACAAAUUUAAUAAAGUAAUGUUUAAAUUUUGUUUUAGAAAAAUAAAUAAAGAAUCUAUAUUUAAAGUGCAAGUAUAAUUUUUGAUGAAAACAAUUAAAAAUAUUUCUAAAUAGAAGGAAUAUCAUGGACCGAUAUCAUAUAUUAUUUAAUUCCUUAUUAACCUUAAAAUAUAUGUACAUAUAAUUUAGGUUUGGAAAAUCAAAAUAUGAAUUCUUAUUAAAUUCAAAAAAUAUAAUAAAAUGCCAAAUUUUCAAAUCAAAUAGUAGCAUAAGUGUAAAUUCAAUUAUAAAAUAAUACCUAAAUAACCAAAUUUAUGGAUUUACAAUAGUAAGAUAUUAAAAUAUAAGUUGUAUUUUAUACAUAUAAUUACAAUACAUUAAUAUGGAAUGAUGGAAGUAUUGUUGACGAUCCGAAUAUAAGCUAGCUAGUAAUUCAUGAUGCCUUGCUAAAUGUUACAGAUAAAAUUAUAUUGAACUAAAAUAAUAAUAUUGAGGAAUUACUUUUAUACAAUGUAGUUUUAAUUGGCAUAUAAAAUUAAAUUUUUUUAGAAAAUAUUCAAAAAUCAAAUUAUAUUCAAAAAUAUCAACAUAAAUUAUGUUAACUUAAAUAACUAAACAUUAUUCCAAUUUGA
Molecule: messenger RNA, 1317 nt
Organism: Tetrahymena thermophila SB210
Lineage: Eukaryota; Ciliophora; Oligohymenophorea; Hymenostomatida; Tetrahymenidae
Exons: 3
Source: RefSeq, a predicted model, not a curated record